This is a messenger RNA of Aspergillus novofumigatus IBT 16806, 2439 nucleotides long. RefSeq lists its product as uncharacterized. The coding region runs from base 23 to 2386 and encodes 787 amino acids. Gene Ontology annotation, biological process: intra-Golgi vesicle-mediated transport. The transcript has 3 exons. Gene Ontology annotation, cellular component: COG complex; Golgi apparatus. The record is from RefSeq and is a predicted model, not a curated record. Lineage: Eukaryota; Fungi; Ascomycota; Eurotiomycetes; Eurotiales; Aspergillaceae.
AGCAUCCUGUGCGCCCGUCAAUAUGGCGUCGGCCGGUCCGGAUCCGCAAAGCCUCAAGUCAUGGCAGGAUGCCUUCCAGUACCCAAUUCCCACCGUUCGCCAUCUGGAACAGGAGCUACGUCGGGACAUCGCGAGCAACAAGGAGAGGCUCCGGGCUCUCGUAGGAACGAGGUAUCGAGAUCUCCUUGGGACUGCCGAAACAAUUGUCCUGAUGAACCGCGAGAUUCAGGAGGUGGAUUCGACUUUGGCCGAUAUUGGACGAAGAUGCAACCCACGAUUGAUCGAGAGGAUGCAUGUGCACAUGAAUCAGAUAAAGGAUGAUGCUCAGGAUAAUGAAACAGAGCGACGAGCACUGGGGGCUCAGCUUUCACUUCUCCACCGCUGCACACAGGCGAUUGCAUAUCUACUGAGAAAGCGCGGUUCCACGCUACUGAUGGCGAAACUACUGGUUCUUUCUCGACUGCUUCACAAAACCCUUUCACAACAGAAGACCAUCCCGCCAUUUCUGGACAAUUUGCGCAACCAGCUAGCGUCCCUUCGACGGACACUCCUGAAGAGAAUCGACAAGCGACUCGCGUCCGCAAAGUCCACUGUUGACGAUACAAUCGAGUCAUUGGCCGCUUAUUGCCUAGCGACAAGCUCCUCGUCCGACGAUGCUAUUCGCCAUUUCCACCACGUUCGCCUGGAAGUCAUUGGAAACCUGCUGGGACUUACUGGGUUGUCCGGCGAGAAUGUCCCGAACGCUCUACAGCUCUACAUCCAAACUCUGCAAAUCUCGAAGACUCUACUUUCUCGCCGAUUGUCAGAUGUGCUCAAUAAGUUGAAAGCAAAACCUAUCUUGGCCGAUCCUGCCAUCCUCAGUCUCGAUGAACUGAGUAUUGACGUGCUGGGACGUUGGGUAGCUGCAGACGUCAAGAAUUUCACUCCCUGGAUCAAACUAAGUGAGCUGUCGAAACCAGAAGCCGAAAAGACAAUCAAACAGUGGUCAAGGCAAGCGUUCGACGCUUUCGUCAAAGGCUGCAGUCACACCUUGACAGACUGGUACAGUUUCUCUGAAUUACUCGCUCUUCGUCGCAAAACUUUGGAAUUAUGGCUCAGCUCCUGGGGCUCAACACCUACUCAUUCGCCCAUGAACGUCCUAGAAGGCAUUCGAUCUGCUUUCAAUGAGCGACUCAGUCAAAUAUUAUCAGAUCAGGCCAAAGAGUUGGAGCAAUUCGGCCAAGCUGUCUCUUCUGUCGUAAUAAAUUGGGACACCAACGAACACGUUGAGACUCUCUCCCUUUGGGAUGACGAACUAAUCAACCUUGACUUCUCAGAUGGUGCGGCCGCGUUCAAACAAACAAUCGCAGAUAGAUUGCUUGGCCGCGACGCAGACGUAUCCACGGUAUUAGCAAAGUACGAAACCUGGCUUGCGGCCAUUGGCAAGUCCAAGGAGUAUAUCAAUGAAAUGAAACGAGUUCGUUGGACCGACAUCCUCGAGGAGGGAGAAGAGGAGGAUGCGGACAUGGAUAUACCAGCCAUAUUAAACGACGACGAUACUACAUUGCUGAAAGACGCCCUCCAGCAAUCUGUUCGGGAGUCAUUCAACUACCUGCAGUCAUCCUUCGCCGAGAUUCUCAAUUCCUUUGGAUCUUGUCAUCGAGACAAGAAAGCCGCCUUCCUGCUAAAACUCAUUAGACUGGUUAGGAAGGACCUGCCUGUUGACUUCAUUUCCAGCGAUUUCGCCUUUUCGAAAGAAAUCGUCCCUCAGCUGCAAGAAGUCCUUACCGCACGGGUAGUCACACUUACAGAGCCCUCGAAUAUAUGGCCCAAACGCGCCUCCCAAACAAAUAAGAUAUUGCCAGGUCGGACCCUUUGGGAGGGUGACCCUGAACUUCCGGUCCAGCCUUCACCAGCAAUUUUCAAAUUCCUCCGACGUCUUGUAGACACGAUGGAUGACUACGGCUUAGGGCUGUGGGACGUGUCUACCACUCAAGCGCUGAAGGAAGGAUUGCGAAAAGAGCUUUGGGUCACCGCCGCAGCUACUCUUAAGAAGGAUUCGGAGUCGGUACACGAUCAAGAAGAAAGCGCAGCAUCGAAAGAAGCUCAAGCAGUUGAGAAUGGAGACAAUGAUAAAAUCCAGCAGUUGGAAGCCGAUGCUGCAAUCACAGCGCAGAACACCGACGAUUACAAGAUCCAGCUCUACUUCGAUCUAGUCUACUUGAGCAAUGCUUUGUCGACCAUAGAGCCGGCUCAGGGCUCUUUGUCAGACGCUGUAGACAGCCUCUCCAGCAGUCUAAACUCGAAUGUGAAGACGGUCAAAAUCCUUGAGCAACGAGCCCACGAUUAUUGGAAACGGACGCAUCUGUUGUUCGGGCUUCUGGCAGUGGGGAUAGCGCAAUCAUGACCGCAUCAAACCAAACAUCUUGUAUAUAUCAUCUGUUAUGCACAUACAUAACC